AUGUCAUAUGCUCAAGUUGCUUCAACUCAACCUUCCCAAUCCACUAUGAUUGAUAACCCCCAACAACUUCUUAACCCCACUGUCCCUCUCAAUACUUCCUUUUCAUUAUUUAAUUGGAAGAAUACUUCCUCAUCCCUUAAAAACCGUCCCUUUAUGGGUCGUUCCACUCCUCUCUCAGCAUCUCCAAACUCUCUUUUUCUUGAUACUCGCUCUCAUAAAGUUCCUGACCAGUUUCUUGUUGACAAAUUUAAAAAUGAACUCAUUGGGGUAGCUUUCAACCCCAAUUUGGGUUUUCUUGAACUGGUCUUUGCAAGCAAAGAAAUAUUUGAAAAAUAUCUGGAUGAGCCUUUUGAAUACAACUCCAAAUCUAUCUAUCUCUCCCCUCCAAAAGGUCACCCAAGGAAAAAACUGGUACUCCACCUACAUGGUUUGCCUAUCCUAGGCAAAGAAACCCUUUCUCCUAUUAUCUCUUCUGCUCUUUCAGAAUUUGGUAAUAUUAUUGAAGUUGCUCCUGUUGUCAUUUCUGGUACUAAUCUUUUGACUCCCAAGUGGGAUGUAGUCAUUGAACCCAAUUAUAAGAAGAAUAUCCCAACCUGUCUUACUAUUCUUGACAGCACUGUAGUAUUGACUUGGGUCAACUCUCCCAAAGUCUGUCUUCAUUGCAAGGAAGAUGGACAUCUCCAUUCUGAAUGUCCCAAAAGAUCUCUACCAAGACAUCCAAUUACCAAUCUUGCUACUAUCACACUUGAUACCAGUACUAACAAUUUCCCUAAUCUCUCAAAUAUAGCUAACCAUAAAAGUUCCUCCUCUACUAACAAUUCUAAGUCCAUUCCCAAAAUCCAAAUCACCUCUCUAGAUUCCAUGAAGAAAAAUCACCCAACCCAACAAUCCUCAACAGAUCUCAAUCUAUUACAAUGCUAA
Paraglomus occultum is the source of this 921-nucleotide messenger RNA. The record is from the annotation of a GenBank genome assembly. NCBI's taxonomy places the organism in Eukaryota, Fungi, Glomeromycota, Glomeromycetes, Paraglomerales, Paraglomeraceae.